CAUGUUAGAUGAAGAUUGUAUCGUAAUAAUCUGCUCCCUAAGACAUUAUGAGGAGCACAAACAUGUUAGAUGAAGAUUGUAUCGUAAUAAUCUGCUCUCCCUAAAUCACAGGCUAAAGUGGAUGUUAAAGCGAAUUUCAGUGGUCACAUAAAUUGUUUCCUACAAACACAGGCUAAAGCAUCGGGAUGUAAAAGAUUGAAAAAUGACAAGGCGGCUUGAUGAAGAUGGGAGUGGGUGUUUGGUUCGAAUGGCGUAAACAAAGGACAAAAUUUUGGUUGCAGCCACAGAAAAUAAAAUGCAUUUCAUCAAUGAUAUUGCAUAGGCAAUGUGCAUUCUGAAGCUAUAAACUGUAGAGGCCAUGGAGAGCGUUGAUGUCUGCAUUAACGAUGUGCUGACGGACGACGGACUGAGAGCCAUUCUGGCGAAGGUGGAGGACGGCAAGGAGAAGAACAAUUACGGACUAGUGUGUAAGCGGUGGUUGCACUUGCAGAGUGCGGAGCGGCGGCGGCUGUGCGUGCGAGCGGGGCCGCUCAUGUUGCGCCGCAUGGCCGCUCGCUUCCCUCGUCUCUUCGAUCUCGAUUUCUCUCAAUCCGUCUCCAGAUCGUAUUUUCCUGGCGUUUCUGAUCAAGAUUUGGGUGUCAUUGCCACCUCCUUCUUCUCUCUCCACAUUCUUAAUCUCCGAGAAUGCAAAGGUAUUACUGAUACUGGUCUUAAAGCACUUGGGAAAGGUCUACCUAAUUUGCAUUCGUUGGAUAUUUCACAAUGUAAAAAGAUAACAGAUAAGGGAAUACAGGCACUUGCUGAAGGGUGCCCACAUUUGGUGACCUUACAUUUUAAUGGUUGCAAACUUAUAACAGAUCGAUCUCUUCAAACACUAUCCCGGUGCUGUGGAAAAUUGGAGGAGCUGGAGUUGCAGGGGUGUACCAAUAUUACUGAUAACGGACUGUCAAGCUUAGCUCAAGGAUGUUGUUCAAUCCAGACUCUAGACAUCAGCAAGUGUGGUAAAGUAGGGGAUGUUGGAGUUACAAGACUUGCUCAGGCUUGCUCUCUUUUGAAGACCUUGAAGCUGUCAGAUUGUUUGAAAAUUGGAAAUAAUGCAGUUACAUCUAUAGCAGAAUGCUGCAAAAAGCUUGAGAUUCUGAUGAUUGGAGGAUGCAGGCUUGUGUCUGAUCAAUCCAUUCAAGCAAUUGCUUCUACUUGCAGUUUCAAUCUAAUAAGUUUACAAGUUGAAUGGUGCCUAGAUAUUACUGAUGAAGCAAUUCGCUCAGUUCUUUCAGGCUGCAUACAGCUUGAAAAUCUUGACAUGGCUUGCUGUGAUAAAAUAACAGACCAUGCUUUCACUUGUUUAGGGAAUCAUGGAUCUGGAUCAUGUUUGAAGGUUUUAAAAAUUAACAACUGUCCUGGCAUAUCAAUUACAGGGAUUGCUUUGAUAGCUGAAUUUUGCCAUUCGCUGAAGUAUUUGGAUGUUCGAUCUUGUCCUCAGAUUACGGAAGAGGAUGUUAAUGGGGCAGGCAUUCAUUUUGAUGAUAAUUGCAAAUUAGUAUACCAUGGGACUGUAUCUGAGCAUGCCUUGUGAAAUGAGACAAAACAAUUUAAUAAUAUUAAUUCAAUAAAGGUAGUCUAGAUUUUCACUGCAGAAGUGAAAAGUGAGGCAGUGAGCAUUGAAGCACUUUGAUGCUUCCAAAUCUGUAAAUUUAUCUUAGCUUUGGCAGUUAAAACCUGAAAUCGUCUUCUUCACUUUUGUAUUAUAUGCUUGGCAUUUAUGGUGAUGGAAUAUCAAUGCUAUUUGUGUACAUAUAUAUAAUAAUUAUUACCUUCAGCUGAAACUGCUCUUCAAUAUGAUAAACCUAUUAUUGCACUAGUUGCAACAAACUGUGUUGCUGUAUUUUGUAGCUGGACAUUUCAAUCAUGAGAAUAGUUUUCUU
Molecule: messenger RNA, 1925 nt
Organism: Cryptomeria japonica (Japanese cedar)
Lineage: Eukaryota; Viridiplantae; Streptophyta; Pinopsida; Cupressales; Cupressaceae
Exons: 2
Coding region: 359-1576 (405 amino acids)
Biological process (GO): SCF-dependent proteasomal ubiquitin-dependent protein catabolic process
Cellular component (GO): SCF ubiquitin ligase complex
Molecular function (GO): protein binding
Source: RefSeq, a predicted model, not a curated record